AAUUCACAACCUAAGGUACCUAUUAUAAUAUUCGGUUCUAAUUAUUCACAACACUUUCUUUUUUGUUUAAUGUUUGAAACAAAACUAUAUACUAUGUGAUUGCGAUUUCUAUGGUUUUGAGGUUAACUGCGUUUUACUAUCACAUCACUGACAACUAGUAUAGUCUGCAAAUGUUGAUUUUAUUUCUAUGUGGAGUCCUUGCUGAGGAGGAGGAGGAGGAGAAGUAAAUUUCAAUGGUUGGAAAAUUACAACACUGGAAGGUUGAUGUUGUUACAGAACCCUGUGUCAACAGCAUCAUUGUUAUUAGCCGCCUCAAGGAGGGUUUACAACUACCAUCUUUCUACAUAUACACUCAUGGCAUCCUCAGCUGUGGACUGCAGUUUGCUGGUUCUAUGUGGCAAAUCACUCACAGAGAAUGAAACUGCUAAAGCUAUUAAGGCCAAUAACACCCUCAAGCUCUCUGACAAGGAAGAAUUGUCCAUUAUUUUGCAUUCAGAAAUCAAUAAAAAUGUUUUGCAACAACAGUCCUUCCAAUUUAGUUCCUUCAUGAGUUCUCUUUCCACCAAUCAAUUUGGCAGGCUUCUCAUAUGGUCUCCACAGUUAUCUUCUACUCAUGAUGUCAUAUCAAAGAACUUUUGUGAACUUCCGGUUGGUACAGUAUGUGUUGCGGAUAUUCAGAACAAAGGACGAGGUCGGUCAAAGAAUGUUUGGGAGUCUCCAUUAGGUUGCCUCAUGUUUUCUUUUACAUUGCAAAUGGAGGAUGGACGAGUCGUUCCUUUAGUUCAGUAUGUUGUUUCCUUGGCUAUCACAGAGGCAAUCAAGGAUAUCUGUGACAAAAAUGGAUUACCAUGCAUUGAUGUUAAAAUCAAGUGGCCAAAUGAUCUAUACUUAAAUGGAUUUAAAGUUGGAGGCAUUUUGUGCACCUCGACAUAUAAAUCAAAGAAGUUCAAUAUCAGUGCAGGAAUAGGAUUGAAUGUCAAUAAUGAGAAGCCAACAACAUCCUUGAAUACAGUUCUAAGAGAAUUGUCUGUGGGAGCCUACCAAUUUCAACGAGAAGAUGUUCUGGCAGCCUUUUUUAACAAGUUUGAGAAGUUUUUUGAUCUAUUUCAGAAUCAAGGAUUUCAAACCCUAGAGGAAUUAUAUUACAAGACAUGGUUGCACAGUGGACAAAGAGUUAUUGUACAGGAAAAGAUCGAGGACAAAGUGGUUGAACAUGUGGUAACUGUUCAGGGUUUGACAUCUUCGGGAUAUUUGUUGGCUGUCGGUGAUGACAAUCAAAUGUGUGAACUCCACCCUGAUGGUAAUAGCUUUGACUUUUUCAAAGGAUUGGUCAGAAGGAAACUUGACUGAAGAAGAUUCCAUUUGCUCAUGUCACAACAAGGGGAAACAUAUUAUGUACUUAAUAAAUUAUUACUAAGGUUUAGCAUUAUAGUUAAAUUUUUUUUUAAUAAAUCACAUGUUUCAAAUAUUUUUGUCAUUAGAAUUAUAGAGCUUUUGAAUUCCAUUUUGAA
Molecule: messenger RNA, 1511 nt
Organism: Trifolium pratense (red clover)
Lineage: Eukaryota; Viridiplantae; Streptophyta; Magnoliopsida; Fabales; Fabaceae
Product: biotin--protein ligase 2-like
Exons: 11
Coding region: 265-1350 (361 amino acids)
Biological process (GO): protein modification process
Cellular component (GO): cytoplasm
Molecular function (GO): biotin--[biotin carboxyl-carrier protein] ligase activity
Source: RefSeq, a predicted model, not a curated record